GCUCUCUGUGUGUGGAGUUUGUACUCUCUCCCUGUGUUGUGUGGUUUUUUUUCCCCCAUAGUCAAACAAUUAGGCUAACUGACGUCUCUUAGUUGCCCAUAUGUUCUUUUCAUUUUAAUUUUCAUAUUUUAUGUUCAUUUACUGCAUGCAUUUUAUUUUUCAUUUUAUUUCCUGUAAAGCAGGUUGAAUGACUUUUGUCUUUGAAACUGUGCAAUACAAAUGACUUGAUUUGCCUCGACAUGCAGUAGAUAAUGAGAUUGUGCAUGUACGUGCCCCCUGAAGUACUGCUGUCCUGACUUCUUCUAUUGCUUGAUGAUUUCGGCCUGUAUCAAAAUAUCACUAUUAUUUGCGCAAGAGAAAUUCAGUAUCUGGAAUCCUUUGGUUUAAACAAAUUUUUCGGUUCUUGUCAUUGUUCAAAGAUUUCUAGUUUAUUAAAUGUAUUAAUUACCCACUAUACUUUUGCUGUGUUGUAACACUUCUAUAUACAGUAAGACAGAUCUUCAGGUUGCCAAUUUAUUCAUUGAUUAAAUAACAAACCAUCUGAAGCUUGAUCAUAUUACAUAAUUGUUGGUUUAAAUGAGAUAGUGACCCUACCAUAAUUCAACAAUGGAAUCAAUUUGAAAGUAAUCACUUGUCAUUAAUGUGACAUUAAUGUGGACAUAACUAACUGAUCAUAGUGUUUGAUGAUUAAAUGAAUAGUGAUUUAUGUCCAUCCUGUACAGUAAGUGGCCAUCCUCAAGCAAUUUCCCUGCAGAGCUAAUUAGGACUGUGAUCGUCAUGUUUCCCUGGGUGUUACAGUGGAGUCACGUCAUUCCUGUGUAACAGUGCUGUAAUGAUUGAAGGCAAACAACAGAAUCCAGAAGCAUAUAAAGGCCUACAGGUCUGCUGGACGGAUAGAGGCAUCAAACAGCCAUACAGAGGAGGACAAGGUGAUACUAUGUAAUCUGGCAGAGCUUAAUGCAUCAGAGAAUUAGAACGGGAUCCUUCUGACUCAGUCCUACAGACUGAUAACAUGAUGAGACAAAAGUCAGCAUUUAUCCUAAUUAUUAAGCAAUGUGGUUCUUCUGAGCAGGUCUGUUAGUCAUGCUCACCGUGGAAGCCAGAGCCAGACGAUCAAUUAGAAAGAAGCUCCGUGUCUCUGAACGCCACCUCAAGUCAGCUCAGAUGGAGAACUCUUCAAGUGAACUUAUUUUUCUGCUGAGUGGCUUGAAUGAGACUAAAACAAAGAGACAGAUCUUUUUUGGCCUUUCCAUCCUUGCCUAUGUUUUCACCAUUUUUGUGAAUUUAACUCUGAUUUUGACCAUAUUGCUGGAGAAGAUUCUCCAUGAGCCCAUGUUCAUCUUCCUGUGUAAUCUGUGUGUAAACUGCAUUUGUGGCUCUACAAGUUUCUAUCCAAAGCUACUGAUUGACCUUCUGUCAGACUCUCAUGUGAUCUCAUACACUGCAUGUAUAAUUCAAAUAUUUGGAAUCUACAUGUAUCUCUUCUGUGAAAAUACAAAUUUAUCAGUAAUGGCUUAUGACAGGUAUGUUGCAAUAUGCAAACCGUUGGAGUAUCACUCUAUUAUGACGCCUCGGAGAGUAGGAAUGUUAGUGCAAAUAACGUGGUUCUUAACUUUCACAGAAACAAUUGUUGGCAUUGGGCUUAUAGUCAGGCUGCCCUUGUGUGGAUACAGAAUUAAUAAGCUUUAUUGUUUUGACUGGGAUGUGGCAAAGUUGUCCUGUAUAGAUACCACCUUAAACAAUUUAUAUGCCUUCGGUAUCAUGGCUUUUCAUAUAUUUCAACUCCUUCUAAUUAUAAUCUCCUAUGCCCUAAUCAUCAGGACAUGUGUUCAGUCUCAGGCAGAGCGUAAUAAGUUCAUGGAGACCUGCCUGCCUCAUAUUAUCACUCUGGGUAUCCUGGCCGUUUCUGCAUCUUUCGACGUUGUAUCAGCACGUUUCAGCUCAGAUGCCUCCCUGCAGGCUCUCAGAAACAGCCUUUCUAUAAUGUACCUCAUUGUUCCUCCAAUUCUGAACCCUCUCGUUUAUGGUUUGAAACUGAAGCAGCUUCGUAGGAUUGUGUGGAGAAGGUUUAACAGCAAAAUUAUUGCACUGAAAUAACUAAGGUGGCAUGGAGGUUCAGGGCAUCAUACUGUUACCUCUCACCUCCAGAGUUUGGGAUUAAAAUUUGUCCUUUGCUUUAUGUGUGGAGUUUGCAUUUUCAGCCUGUGUUCCUUGGCUUUCCUUCCACAGCCCAACACAUGUGAUUAGGAUAACUGGAGUUUUUAUUUUGCCCAUACAUAAUGUGCUAGUGCAACUAUGUCCCCUAUGGGGGACUGGUGUCCUAUCUAGCAAGUACCCCGGCCUUGUGCCUAAUUCUGCCAAGCGUAGGCUGCAAGCCCAACCUUUCAGGAUUGGGUCUUGUCUUGCCCUGUUCAGUCAAUCUUCUCGUUUUCACCAACCGGUGUCACUGCGAUCCCCUUUCCUCUAGUUUGGUAUUGUUUUGUUCCCUAGUGCGUUCCCCUGCUCCCAGUGGUGUGUCACAUUGCUGUGCUGGCUGAAUGUGCGUCUGACUCCAGUGUCGCUGUCCCCACUGUCGAGGGUGUGAGAGUGGCCAGUCUCUGCUUCACUGGACAUUUUCAGUUUUUAUUUCCCGAUCUCUGUUCACUUCUAUGUAUGUUUUAUUUUUCCCUGCUUGUUUUUAGUUUUGUAGUAUUUUAUGACAUCCCAGUACUUUGCUCUUACUGUUUGAGUCCUUAGUGAUUGUGACCCUCACCUGUUUCUUGUUACUCCUAG
Molecule: messenger RNA, 2772 nt
Organism: Brienomyrus brachyistius
Lineage: Eukaryota; Metazoa; Chordata; Actinopteri; Osteoglossiformes; Mormyridae
Product: olfactory receptor 2G6-like
Exons: 3
Coding region: 1084-2097 (337 amino acids)
Biological process (GO): G protein-coupled receptor signaling pathway
Cellular component (GO): membrane
Molecular function (GO): G protein-coupled receptor activity; olfactory receptor activity
Source: RefSeq, a predicted model, not a curated record